Molecule: messenger RNA, 621 nt
Organism: Penicillium angulare
Lineage: Eukaryota; Fungi; Ascomycota; Eurotiomycetes; Eurotiales; Aspergillaceae
Exons: 3
Coding region: 1-621 (206 amino acids)
Source: RefSeq, a predicted model, not a curated record
AUGUCAGCCUCCCCAGCUUCGGCUGGAAAGCAAGACAAGGGAGCAAUGUCAUCCCGGUUAAUGACCAUGAAAUUUAUGCAGCGCGCCGCGGCGACAUCUGCAUCAAAAGAAACCGAAUUGCCUGGAUCAAGCCCCGCAUCAAAAGGAAAAGACCAUUCUCCCAAGCGCCAGCGCAUGUCUAUGGAAAAUACUGGGCAGUCAGACCUAGAAAGAAUGCAAGCCGCGAUGGCAGCUGAGGAGGAGAAGCGCCGUGUGGCCGUUGCCCGACAAGCCGCUGAGGCGGGCGAGAGUCAAUGGGUGUUGAAUAUUCCUGCUGCGACUCCUCGCGCCCAACCCUAUGUUAUGGCUGCGGAAUCCCUCGAUGCUGAAGAUGAUCUCCAUGGAGGCCGUCGAGGAUUUGGAAACUUUAAGCGCAAGCAAAAUACUUCUGCCCAAACUAAUAACGGAAGCGACGACGAUGAAGAAGGGGCCAAUGGCUCAGCUCGUUCUCGUCAUGGACAAGGAUCUCGUGGACCGAGACUCAAAGAUCUCACAUCCAUCUCGGGUGGCGGUGGUCGUGGUCAAUCAAUGGGCGCGCCGUCGCAGAAGAAAAAGAAGCGAAAGAGUGGCCAAGGCCACUAG